Messenger RNA from Drosophila novamexicana, 2037 nucleotides. RefSeq names its product angiotensin-converting enzyme (gene Ance). The transcript is spliced from 8 exons. Bases 91 to 1938 code for a protein of 615 amino acids. Gene Ontology annotation, cellular component: plasma membrane. Gene Ontology annotation, molecular function: peptidyl-dipeptidase activity; metallopeptidase activity. Lineage: Eukaryota; Metazoa; Arthropoda; Insecta; Diptera; Drosophilidae. The record is from RefSeq and is a predicted model, not a curated record. Gene Ontology annotation, biological process: proteolysis.
UUCCAUUCGCGUGCGAGACGCUCAAGUUCGUUGCGGUUCGAUCGGCUUUAUAAUCGGAAUUUAUCAUUUAUAUCGAAGAAUUUUGGAAAUAUGAAGCUGCUGUUGGUAGCCCUGUUGGCUACGUUGGCGCUAACGCAAGCCCUUGUCAAGGAGGAGAUACAGGCUAAAGAGUAUUUGGAGAAUCUAAACAAGGAGCUGGCCAAGCGCACCAAUGUGGAAACGGAGGCCUCCUGGGCCUACGGCUCCAAUAUCAAUGAUGAGAACGAAAAGAAGAAGAACGAGGUAUCCGCCGAAUUGGCCAAGUUCAUGAAGGAGGUGUCCGUCGAUAUACAGAAAUUUAAUUGGCGGAGCUAUCAGAGCGACGACCUGAAACGCCAAUUCAAGGCGCUCUCCAAACUGGGCUAUGCCGCUCUGCCCGAGGCAGACUAUGCCGAGUUCUUGGAGACGGUCUCCGCCAUGGAAUCCAAUUUUGCCAAAGUCAAGGUGUGCGAUUACAGAAAUAGUAGCAAAUGUGAUUUGGCACUCGAACCAGAAAUCGAAGAGGUCAUCACCAAGAGUCGCGAUCACGAGGAACUCAAGUACUAUUGGACACAGUUUUAUGAUAAGGCCGGCACCGCGGUGCGACCCCAAUUUGAGCGUUACGUAGAGCUGAAUACCAAGGCGGCCAAGCUGAAUAACUUCACCUCGGGCGCUGAGCUCUGGCUGGAUGAAUACGAGGAUGACACGUUCGAGCAGCAGCUGGAUGAUAUCUUUGCCGAAAUCCGCCCGCUCUAUGAGCAAAUCCAUGGCUAUGUGCGUUAUCGUUUGAGGAAACAUUAUGGCGAUGAGGUUGUGCCCGAGAAGGGACCGCUGCCCAUGCAUCUGCUGGGCAAUAUGUGGGCACAGCAGUGGUCCGAUAUUGCGGAUCUUGUCUCACCGUUCCCGGACAAGCCGCUGGUUGAUGUCUCCGCGGAGAUGGUCAAGCAGGGCUAUACGCCAUUGAAAAUGUUCCAAAUGGGCGAUGAUUUCUUUACCUCCAUGAAUCUGACCAAGUUGCCACAAGAGUUCUGGGACAAGUCGAUCAUUGAGAAGCCCACAGAUGGCCGAGAUUUGGUCUGCCAUGCCAGCGCCUGGGAUUUCUAUCUGCAAAAUGAUGUGCGCAUUAAGCAAUGCACACAGGUGACCCAGAGCCAGCUGUUCACCGUGCACCAUGAGUUGGGACAUAUCCAAUACUUCCUGCAAUACCAGCAUUUGCCUUUUGUUUACCGCACUGGCGCUAAUCCUGGUUUCCAUGAGGCUGUUGGCGAUGUUCUCUCCCUGUCGGUGUCCACGCCCAAACAUCUUGAAAAGAUUGGCCUGCUCAAGGACUUUGUACUUGAUGAGGAGGCGCGCAUCAAUCAGCUCUUCCUGACAGCGCUCGAUAAGAUUGUAUUCCUGCCGUUUGCUUUCACAAUGGACAAAUACCGUUGGUCGCUCUUCCGCGGUCAAGUGGACAAAUCCAACUGGAAUUGUGCAUUUUGGAAGCUGCGUGAGGAAUACUCCGGCAUUGAGCCGCCAGUGGUGCGCAGCGAGAAGGACUUUGAUGCGCCCGCCAAAUAUCAUGUUUCCGCGGAUGUGGAGUAUCUGAGAUAUCUGGUCUCGUUCAUCAUUCAAUUCCAAUUCUACAAGUCCGCUUGCGUCAAGGCGGGCCAGUAUGAUGCCAACAAUCCAGAGCUACCUUUGGAUAACUGCGAUAUCUAUGGCAGCGCAGCCGCUGGCGCUGCUUUCCAUAACAUGCUCUCGCUGGGCGCCUCCAAGCCCUGGCCCGAUGCACUGGAGGCCUUUAACGGAGAGCGCAUCAUGACCGGCAAGGCCAUAGCCGAAUAUUUUGAGCCCCUGCGCGUCUGGCUGGAGGCGGAGAAUAUUAAAAAUAAUGUUCCCAUCGGCUGGACAGCCUCCGAUAAAUGUGUGUCCACCUGAGUACGAGUGUCUCCCGGCAAUUUCUAAAGUUCUUUUGCUCCAACAAGUUCGUCAUAGCUUUGAUAAUGUGCAGUAUUAAAAGCCAUUUAAAAAUCAAAA